Messenger RNA from Mizuhopecten yessoensis (Yesso scallop), 2149 nucleotides. Its product is annotated as delta-aminolevulinic acid dehydratase-like. Gene Ontology annotation, cellular component: cytosol. Gene Ontology annotation, biological process: heme biosynthetic process. Bases 22 to 1011 code for a protein of 329 amino acids. The record is from RefSeq and is a predicted model, not a curated record. Gene Ontology annotation, molecular function: zinc ion binding; porphobilinogen synthase activity. The transcript is spliced from 8 exons. NCBI's taxonomy places the organism in Eukaryota, Metazoa, Mollusca, Bivalvia, Pectinida, Pectinidae.
AAGGUUAUUUUGUAAAACAACAUGGCAAGCCACACAGUUCUUCACAGCGGAUAUCACCAUCCAGUUUUACGUUCAUGGCAGACGGCAAAUACGAGUAUUUGUGCGGAGAAUCUCAUCUACCCCAUCUUUGUCACAGAUGAAGAUGAUGAUGUCCAGGAGAUCGCCAGUAUGCCAGGUCAAGCGCGGUAUGGUAUCAACCGUGUCCAGGAAGCACUGGAACCCAUGGUCAAGAAUGGACUGAAGACUGUCCUGAUAUUUGGUGUACCUAGCAAAAUUAAAAAGGACAACAUUGGUACCGCUGCUGACUCCCAAAGUACUCCUGCUAUAGUGGCCACCCGCAUGCUGAGGAAGUGGUUCCCUGACCUCCUCAUAGCCUGUGAUGUCUGUCUGUGUCCCUACACAUGUCACGGUCACUGUGGUGUGAUGAGGGAAGAUGGAAGUCUGGACAAUGAGGCCAGCAUUAAGAGAUUGGCUGAGAUAUCAUUAGCCUAUGCCAAAGCAGGAUGCCAGAUUAUCGCCCCGUCAGAUAUGAUGGACGGGAGAGUUGGUGCUAUAAAAGAUCUCCUCCAAAAGGAAGGCCUGGGUAACCGAGUGUCCGUUCUCAGCUACAGUGCUAAGUUUGCAUCGUCCUUCUACGGACCAUUCAGGGAUGCUGCCAAGUCUGCCCCAUCUUACGGAGACAGGAAAUGUUACCAGCUUCCUCCUGGAUCUGUUGGUCUAGCCGAAAGAGCUGUGGAUCGUGACGUCGCCGAGGGAGCAGAUAUGUUAAUGGUGAAGCCAGGUCUAGCCUACUUGGAUGUAGUCAGGAUGGUCAAGGGCAAGUACCCCUCCCACCCCCUGGCCAUAUACCAGGUGUCAGGGGAGUAUGCUAUGCUGUAUCACGGUGCUAAAGCUGGAGCCUUUGACCUAAAGACGACCUUGAUGGAAGUACUCACCAGUAUGAGGAGGGCUGGGGCAGACAUUCUCAUCUCUUACUACACACCCCAGGUGCUGGAGUGGAUCAAGAAAUAACCAUUUGCAUAUAACUGCAUAUUAAUUAUGUAUUUGUUAAUUCAAGUUGCACCGACACAUCUUACAUACCUAAUUGUUAAUAUUGCUGUUAAUCUUUCAAAUUUUCCAUGUUUCAUCAUUUAAAUGUCUAUUUAAAAGUAUGAAGAUAGACCAAGAUGUAUGUUUUUAAGUGAACCCAAAAAGAAGUACUGCCCCCUUACUUACAUGUACUGGUACUGAAUGAGUCCCAUUAGAUAUGUCCUAAUUGUGAUUGUAAACAGCUGUUAUCACCAGAGUUCUAAGAUUAAUAGGAUUUUUAUUAUUUAUCUGCAAACUGAUAUAUUGUAAAAGGGAUUUCAUUUCAAGAAUCUGGGCACUGAGCAGCUGAUAUUCAUAAUGUUAAGUGUGUUUUUGUUCUUAUUAAAUGAGAGGUUGAUGAACUACACAUAAAUAAUAUAUUAUAUAAACAUGGAUUUUAGGAUGUCAUUGUUAGUAAUAAAGAUGUAUUCUAUGACAUUUUAAGUUCUUACCAAAUGUUGUGGUACUUAAUUUAAUUGUAAGUUAUUUUUUUCUCAAGAAAACAAAGAUGUUGCUUCCUUUCACCAUUAAGGCUGUACAUGCACUUAAUACAGGUGAAGGUAUUAUUUCUGUGAUAAAUUUCAGUUGCAUCAUAUUACCUGGUACAUGAAAUAAUAGAGAAUUUGUCUUGAUCGUGCGAGAUUAUAAUGUCAGAGAUGGUUAAUAUCACAACUGAUGCAGUAUAUGUUGUGGAAUAUAUGAUUGUAACAGUUCAAAGCUAAAGUAUGUCUGCAAAUCAUGUUUUACUGGUAAUCUGGAGUGGAAUCGGUAAAAAAGGAAUAUUUGAAAUAAUAUAUCCACAGAAAUAUAGGUCUGUGAAUUUAAAAGUCAGCGAUGUCUGUGCAAACUAGAUCAUUUCUGUAUUGUGAACUUUCUCACUACAUGUAUAACAAAGUUCCCUUAUGUAGACCAGAAAAUUAUAAGUCCCCCACCUGAAACUGGGGGGGACUAGAGUUUUGCGUCAUGUCUGUCCAUCCUUCCGCUAUCUUGUCCGGCACUACUUGUCACUGGAACUUCAUACUUGAAGUAUGGGUUCACCUUGGUGAGGCGGUGUGUCAUGUAUCAUAAGUAGGUCACUCUG